Messenger RNA from Pocillopora damicornis (cauliflower coral), 1766 nucleotides. RefSeq names its product inactive selenide, water dikinase-like protein. Gene Ontology annotation, molecular function: ATP binding; selenide, water dikinase activity. Gene Ontology annotation, cellular component: cytoplasm. The record is from RefSeq and is a predicted model, not a curated record. Gene Ontology annotation, biological process: L-selenocysteine biosynthetic process. Lineage: Eukaryota; Metazoa; Cnidaria; Anthozoa; Scleractinia; Pocilloporidae.
UUUGUUCGAACUUAGGGAAAUCUAAAUAGAAGGUGUCACGAGGUUGUGAAACCAUGUCUCUUGGAUUAUAUUCCAGAUUUAUCCCUCAGGAUCACGGGUUAUCCGAAACGUUUCGUCUGUUAGACUUCACAAAACUCAAAGGAUGAGGAUGCAAAGUCCCUCAGGAGCAACUGCUAAAGCUCCUUGAGGGACUUGAUCACAAGAGAGGAGAAGGAAAAAUCGGUGUUGGAAUGGACAGUUGUGUUCUUCCCACAAGGCAUAAGGGAAUAAGUCUUGUUCAGACCACUGAUUUCUUUUAUCCUCUCGUGGAUGAUCCUUACAUGCAAGGAAAGAUUGCUUGCGCGAAUGUGUUGAGUGACUUAUACGCUAUGGGGGUUACUGAAUGUGAUAAUAUGUUAAUGUUACUUGGAGUAAGCAGUCAAAUGACACUGAAGGAAAGAGAAGUUGUGACGCCAUUAGUGAUCAAAGGUUUCAAUGAUCUGGCAUUAGAAGCUGGUACAACAGUGAACGGAGGACAGACAGUGAUUAAUCCAUGGUUCAUUACUGGUGGAGUUGCUUCCAGUGUUGUCUCCGACGACGAAUUUAUCAUGCCAGAAAGUGCAGUGGCUGGUGAUGUUUUAGUCCUUACUAAACCUCUUGGAACUCAGAUUGCUGUCAAUGCACACCAGUGGUUGGAGGAUAUUGAUCCCAAAUUUUGGAACAAGAUCAAGGAUGUUGUUACACCUGCAGAAGUAGAAAAAAGCUAUGAGAAUGCUGUGGAAUCAAUGUCUAGGUUGAACCGGAAUGCUGCUUGCAUGAUGCACAAGUAUGAUGCCCAUGGUGCUACAGAUGUUACUGGAUUUGGAAUUCUCGGACAUGCAAAUAAUUUGGCAAAAAACCAGAAAGGCGAGGUGUCAUUUAAAAUACACACACUUCCCAUCUUGGCCAACAUGGUGAAGAUUUUUAAGGCUUCUGGUAUUAAUUUCAAAUUACUGGAUGGAUUUUCAGCUGAAACUUCUGGUGGUCUUCUUGUUUGUCUGCCACAUGACAAAGCCCAGAGUUACUGUGAUGAGCUUGAAGCUUUAGAUGGAAAACCAUCCUGGAUUAUUGGUGAAGUGGUGAAUGGAAACAGACAGGCCAAGUUGGAGACAGAUCUUAAGAUUAUUGAAGUUUAGGAGUUGGUCGCCAGUUAUACUAAAUAAAAAAUAAAUUUAAUAAUUAUGUAUGAUAGAUAACUACUUGUUUUGAAGGUUAGAACCCCUACUCCAUGCCGUAAUGUCUUAUUAUUCAAAGAAGUAUGGUUUUGUUAUUUUCAAUUGAAUUCAAACUGUUUAGUUUGAUUUUUGCAAUAAUAGAUGCCAUCCUUGAUGUCAUAUAUGAAGUUCUUUGGGUAAAAAGUGAAUCCUGAAGAAUGGAUGCUUCAGAUAUCACAGGAGAUCUGCAACAAAGAUGGUAAUUAGUAAUUUUGCUUUCUCUGCUGAGCCUAUUGCAUGAUGCUUGUUGGGCUCAAAUUUCCCAAGUCACUGUCUUGAAUGGUUCAUAUUUGUGGUACUAAGUAUUAGCUAGACUUUUUAUUCCUUCAGUGAAUUCAUGGUGUUUAAUUUGUGUGUGAAAAUUUAAGUGCUCUAGUUGUUAUCUUGUAUGAAGCUUUAAGGUAAAGAUUGUAACCUAAGGAGCUGAUGUUAUAGAUAUAACGCAAGGCCAGUAUGAUUUCUUAAGAGCUUCAUGUGAGUUCCAAUGUAAGUUAAAUUAUCAUUUGAACCCAUUAAAAACUGAGUGCAAUAGAA